This is a messenger RNA of Vicia faba (fava bean), 1176 nucleotides long. The record is from the annotation of a GenBank genome assembly. NCBI's taxonomy places the organism in Eukaryota, Viridiplantae, Streptophyta, Magnoliopsida, Fabales, Fabaceae.
AUGGCUAAGAAGUACGAAGGACGUGCAGUAGGAAUAGACCUAGGAACAACGUAUUCUUGUGUUGCUGUGUGGCUUGAUGAUCACAAUAGAGUUGAGAUUAUUCAUAAUGAUCAAGGCAACCGAACCACUCCUUCUGUUGUUGCUUUCAACGAUGAUCAAAGGUUGAUUGGUGAUGCUGCUAAGAAUCAGGUUGCAUCUAACCCGCAAAACACUGUCUUUGAUGCGAAAAGAUUAAUUGGUAGGAAGUUUAGUGAUUCAGUUGUUGGAAAAGAUAUAUUGUUGUGGCCAUUCAAGGUCAUUGCUGGUGUCAAUGACAAACCCAUGAUUACCCUUAAGUAUAUGGGUCAAGAGAAGCAAUUUUGUGCUGAGGAAAUAUCAUCCAUGAUUCUCUCCAAGAUGCGACAAGUUGCAGAGGCAUAUCUGAAUUUGCCUGUCAAGAAUGCUGUUGUUACUGUGCCUUCUUACUUCAAUGAUUCUCAGCGAAAAGCCACCAUAGAUGCUGGCGCCAUUGCAGGCCUUAAGGUUAUUCAGAUAAUCAAUGAACCUACUGCUGCUGCGAUUGCAUAUGGUCUUGAUAAGAGAAGAAAUUGUGAUGGUAAAAGAAAUAUUUUUGUCUUUGACCUUGGUGGUGGGACUUUUGAUGUGUCUAUCCUCACAAUUAAAGGUGAUGUUUUUGAAGUAAAAGCCACUGCUGGAGACACUCACCUCGGAGGAGAGGACUUUGAUAACAGAUUGGUGAACUAUUUUGUACAAGAGUUCAAGAAGAAACAUAAAGUGGACAUUAGUCCUAACCCAAGAGCCUUAAGGAGGUUGAGAACUGCUUGCGAAAGAGCAAAAAGGAUACUCUCCUUCGCCUUUGUAACAACAAUUGAGGUUGAUUCUUUAUUUCAUGGAAUUGACUUCUCUUCAUCAAUAACUCGUGCCAAGUUUGAUGAAAUUAAUAUAGACCUGUUUAAUGAAUGUAUGAAAAUCGUGGAUAGUUGUCUGAGCGAUUCAAAAAUCUGCAAUAGUGAUAUAGAUGAUGUUGUUCUUGUGGGUGGCUCCUCUAGGAUUCCCAAAGUGCAAGAUCUGUUGCAACACUUUUUCGAAGGAAAAGAUUUGUUCAAGGGUAUAAAUCCAGAUGAGGCUGUUGCUUACGGUGCAGCUGUUCAGGCUGCUAUUUUGAGUGAAGGCUAA